Dicrocoelium dendriticum is the source of this 482-nucleotide messenger RNA. NCBI's taxonomy places the organism in Eukaryota, Metazoa, Platyhelminthes, Trematoda, Plagiorchiida, Dicrocoeliidae. The record is from the annotation of a GenBank genome assembly.
GGGCCCCCACCCCCCCCGGGGGGAAAAAAAAAAAAAUUCCCCCCCCACCGGGGGGGGGGGAAGUUUUUUUUUUUUUUUUUGGUGGAAAAGGGGGGGGGGGUGGGGGGGGGGGGGCGCGGGGAGGACAGGCGGGGUGGUGGUGGGGGGGGGGGUGGGGGGGGGGGGGUUUUAUUUUAUUUUUUUUUUUUGGGGGGGGGGGGGGGGUGGGGGGGGGGGGAGGGGGGGGAGGGGGGGGGGGGGGGUUGGGGGGGGGGGGGUUGGGGGGGAAGGGGGGGGGGGGGGGAAAAUUGGGGGGAGGAGGGGGUUUGAGGGAGAGGGGGGGGGGGGGGGGGGGGGUGGGGGAGGGGAUGGGGGGGAGGGGGGGGGGGAGGGGAGGGGGUGGGGGAGGUAUAAACAAGGGGUGUUUAAGUAAAAAAAAAUUUAAUAAAAAAAAAAACUAUAUCAAAUUCGGUUUGGGGGGGAGUAGUUGGGGGGUCAAUUAA